Molecule: messenger RNA, 597 nt
Organism: Tachyglossus aculeatus (Australian echidna)
Lineage: Eukaryota; Metazoa; Chordata; Mammalia; Monotremata; Tachyglossidae
Product: kynurenine/alpha-aminoadipate aminotransferase, mitochondrial-like
Exons: 2
Coding region: 1-597 (198 amino acids)
Biological process (GO): biosynthetic process
Molecular function (GO): pyridoxal phosphate binding; L-kynurenine:2-oxoglutarate transaminase activity
Source: RefSeq, a predicted model, not a curated record
AUGGACAAGGAAGGCAAGUACCAGGCGGAGGUCAUAGGAGACGGAACAGCCAUUGAGUUUGGGGAAGACAUGAUGAAGAGAGCCCUCCAGUACUCAGCCUCAUCAGGGGUUCCGGAGCUGUUGUCCUGGCUAAAAACGUUUCAGACGAAUCUUCAUCAUCCACCCACCACUCAGUAUGGUCCAGACCAAGGACAAAUGGAGAUAUGUGUCACCACAGGCAGCCAGGAAGGACUUUCCAAAGUGUUCGAGAUGCUCGUUAAUCCCAGAGAUAACAUCCUCCUAGAUGCUCCUGCGUACUCUGGAACACUUGCAGCUCUGAGACUGUUGGGCUGUAACAUCAUCAACGUUCCCAGUGACCACCAUGGAAUCAUUCCAGAUGCCCUUAGAGCGACGCUUUCCAAGUGGAGACCAGAAGAUGGACGGAAAUCCAACAGCAAGAACCCCAAAUUUCUUUACCCCGUCCCAAAUGGCGGCAACCCUACUGGAACCUCGUUACCGGUGGAACGGAAAAGGGAAAUAUAUGAGCUGGCAAGAAAACAUGAUAUUCUGAUAAUAGAAGAUGACCCGUACUAUUUUCUCCAGUUCAGCAAGCCGUAG